AUGAUGACAAAUACAAACGAUUUUGCCAGUGUUCUUCAAGUAUUAUCAGCCAAUACUACUCCCAAAAAUGACCUCAAUUCAACAUUUCUUGAAAAAUUUUUAUCAUCAAAUGAUUUAUCAGCAGUUUUUUCUCCUUCAAUUACAAAAUCUGGUACUGGUUCACCAGAAAUAAAAUUUCCUUCUCCAUCAAAUGAAUUAUCUUUAACAAACAAAUAUUUUGAAAUGUGGCAAAAAGCAUCUUAUGAUGUGGAUAAAAAUAACAUGAAUGGUUUUACUUUUAAUUUAUCAUAUCUUGAUAGUGGUGUUAAUGGUAUACUUGUAUCAAAUCUUAAAUGCUCACAAUGUGAUGUAGUUAAAACAACAACAGAAAAUUUAGAAAUUCAUAUGAAAGUAGAACAUUUAAAUUGGCUACCAUUUGAAUGUCCUAUGUGUAAUGCGAUACGUGCUUCUGAUAACCAAAUGAGAGAACAUUUUUAUUCCUCACAUAAACAGACCGGAGAUCGCCUUCGUUUUCAUUAUAAUGACAACCCAGAAGCUAAACGAUUAUUGCAAUUUUUGAUGGAUCGUUCUUUGUUUGCAGCCUCAAAAAUGCACCAUUACUCAAUGAAAAGCCCUACCUCUAGUAUGUUGAAAGAGUCUUUAGUUUCUUAUGGCGCUGCUAUUGAGGGAACCACCACCAGCAUUGCCAAUAAUUUAACUAGUACUACUCCAUCUACCAAUAUACUAUCAUCCAAUGGAAAAAAGGAGAAGAAGAGGAAGUGCGCGGUGAAUAAUUUAUUAAUGAACAAAAUGAGUAAAAUGGCAGGAGGAGGAACUACAGAUUCUGUUGAUGGUUGUAGUAAUAAUGAAUUGCCUUCCAGAAAAAAACCAGCUGCAAGUGAUAUUGGUAUUCUUUCUCAAGAAUUUAUAUUGGCACAAAUUGCUAAUGGCCCAGUUUUAUCUAGUGGUGAUAGUAACAGUGUGAAGUUAGAAGAAGAAGGGGAUAAAGAGAAAAGUGGAGAUAAAGGAGAGGAUGAUUAUGUUGUGUUAAAUGACCAAACUAAUGGGUUUGCUGAAGAAAUUGCACAAUACAACAUAAGUAACUUUUUGAAUGGAAGUAGUAAAAAAAUAAAGACUGAAAAUGAAUCAGAUAUCUUCUCUAGUGACAUCUUUUCCUCUAUGACCUCUAUUUUUAAGAAAAACCAUACUAAUGUAGAUGAUGAGAAAGAUGAGUCAUCAAAAAGUGCAUCUAGUAAAUUUAUGGCUAAGAAAAGAGUUAUCGGAUUAUGCAGUAGGUGUAAAAAACCCGUAACAGCUGGAUCUCGUCAAACACAUAUAUUUUAUCAUCUAAGUAAAGAUUUUGGUCAAAAUCGUUUCCAAUGCCGGUAUGAAGGAUGUGAUGCUGCUAAUUAUAGAAAAGAUCAAUUGGAAGCACAUUUACAAAAAAAACAUAAUACAAGUAAUCCAGAUAUGAUACUUGAUAGAAGUCAAGAAUUAAAUAGUGCUUUAAUUGAUUUAUCUAUAGAAUUACUUGGUACAUCAAAUAAUACACCAGGUCCAACUGCAAGUGAAGGACAAAAGUUAUAUGAUUUACAAAGAUUAGAAGUUGGAAAUGUAGGUAAAGGAAAAAAAUCUAAGAAGAAUGGGGAUAUACUUCAACUUUUUAGUAGUUAA
Messenger RNA from Strongyloides ratti, 1653 nucleotides. RefSeq names its product Zinc finger, C2H2 domain and Zinc finger C2H2-type/integrase DNA-binding domain and Zinc finger, C2H2-like domain-containing protein. The record is from RefSeq and is a predicted model, not a curated record. Lineage: Eukaryota; Metazoa; Nematoda; Chromadorea; Rhabditida; Strongyloididae. The transcript has a single exon. The coding region runs from base 1 to 1653 and encodes 550 amino acids.